Owenia fusiformis is the source of this 1011-nucleotide messenger RNA. NCBI's taxonomy places the organism in Eukaryota, Metazoa, Annelida, Polychaeta, Sabellida, Oweniidae. The record is from the annotation of a GenBank genome assembly.
CGCGAGAUAAACGAGAUUCAAAAUGGCAGCGCCCGUCGAGCAAACACAUGCAAGUGGGUUAGCCUCCGUGAAACAUGUCCUCCUUGUCCUCUCUGGUAAAGGAGGUGUUGGGAAGAGCACUGUUUCUACCCAGGUAGCAUUAGCACUGAGGCAGGCUGGGAAGAAGGUUGGAUUGCUAGAUAUUGAUCUAUGUGGACCAAGUAUACCAAAAAUGCUCAAUUUGGAAAGCCAUGAAGUUCACCAAUGCCCAGAAGGAUGGGUUCCUGUGUAUGUGGACAAAGAGCAGAGAUUGGGUGUCAUGUCUAUUGGUUUCCUUCUCAACAACAGAGAUGAUGCUGUUGUAUGGAGGGGUCCUAAGAAAAAUGCGAUGAUUAAACAGUUUAUUAAUGACGUAUUCUGGCAGGAUGUAGACUACCUGGUGAUUGACACGCCACCUGGGACGUCAGAUGAACACAUAACAGUCAUGGAGGCACUUAAAGAAUACAAGCCAGAUGGCGCUAUUUUAGUAACAACCCCGCAGGCGGUGGCAGUAGGUGAUGUUAGGCGGGAACUUACAUUUUGUAAAAAGACGGGACUCAAAAUUCUUGGAAUCAUAGAAAACAUGAGUGGAUAUGUCUGUCCACAUUGCUCAGAGUGCAAUAACAUAUUCUCUAAAGGCGGAGGGGAGGGUUUGGCCCAGCAUGCAUCAGUACCAUUCCUAGGCUGUAUACCAUUCGAUCCUCAACUGACUCAAAGUUUGGAAGAAGGCAAAAGUUUUGUGGAUUUAUUUCCACAAUCUCAGACUCUUGAAGUGAUUAGGACAAUCAUAGAACAACUUAUUAAUAAACCGGAUACAUAAAAUUCAGAAUAUUAUUAGGCUAUUAAUUGUUUUAUCACUACUUUAGAAUAUGCUAAUUGUACAGCGUAUACAUGUCAAAUGUAAUUAAAAUUCAGUGCAGUCAGUUAAGAAGGCAAAUUUUUGGUAGAUUUCUUCCUUCAGUUUAAUCUUGUAUAAGGUCUCAACUUAGAAAA